Chenopodium quinoa (quinoa) is the source of this 1020-nucleotide messenger RNA. Its product is annotated as replication protein A 70 kDa DNA-binding subunit B-like. The transcript is spliced from 9 exons. Bases 1 to 1020 code for a protein of 339 amino acids. NCBI's taxonomy places the organism in Eukaryota, Viridiplantae, Streptophyta, Magnoliopsida, Caryophyllales, Amaranthaceae. The record is from RefSeq and is a predicted model, not a curated record.
AUGACAACAAUAAAGCUCAAGGACAAACACUUAGUCAAGUUGUGGUUUUUUUACCGCGAUCCUGUUUUUCACAUGGACAAUUAUAUGUCGCACUUUCUCAAGCUUGUAAAUCAGCUAAUGAAUCAUUUAGAGAGGCAAAAGAGUUUCAGAGGAAACUAUGAGAUAGCUGAUGCUGUAGUAAGGAACUUGGAUGCACAACGGAGGAAUACAGAAGAUGACAUUCCAUUUCAUUUGUCAUUAGGAAGCAAGACUGUCAUCCGAUCUUUGGAUCUUAAAGGAGAAACAAUUUACCCCAUAUAUCAAACACUUGCUUCCAUUCCAAGCAUCCCUAUUGAUGAUGAUAGACAUGAUAUACUUGUGUUAGUUCUUUAUGUAUCAGAAGAACCAAAGAGAAUAGUGACAUCACCUAACAAAGAGACAUCAGCUCGAGAUCUUAUGGUGAUAGAUCUCAGUAGUGAUCAGCCAAUGAAAGUAUGCACUUGGAAUGACCUUGCUAGAGAACAGUCUGAAUCAAUUGUCUCAAACAGUGACUCUUUCAAAGUAAUUGGUGUCACAACUCUACGGCCUAUUACUCGACAAGGAUUUUCGCUUGAAUCAACCAUGUCAACUUUCAUUCUGAAGGACCCCCAAGGCGACAAAGCAGAAGCUUUAGCCGAAUGGUAUAGUGUUGAAGAAUUUUCUUUCCUAAAUAUUGAAAAUUCAGCAAGUACACUUCCACAAGAAGUGUUUUGGUUAAAUGUUGUAACUACCGAUAUAGAGUUUGAAAGAUUAAGAGCAUAUAUAGGAUGCUCCCACUGUGGAAAGCGAACAGAUCUUGCUGUUGGAACGGUCUACAGCUGCAAAGCAUGCUCAAGGAAAGACAUACAUGUUGCUUACAGGACAACCAUAACUUUCAAUGUCUCUGAUGGAACUGGAUCAUUGGAACUCACUGCAUUCACUGAUGUUUGUGAUAAGCUUUUUCGAAUGCCAAUUCAGGAAAUCUAUGAAAUGAAAACAAUGGAACAACUUGACAAGUUCUAG